Messenger RNA from Drosophila hydei, 2674 nucleotides. It is a transcript of the gene Bili, whose product is annotated as FERM domain-containing protein 8. The transcript has 11 exons. NCBI's taxonomy places the organism in Eukaryota, Metazoa, Arthropoda, Insecta, Diptera, Drosophilidae. The record is from RefSeq and is a predicted model, not a curated record. Gene Ontology annotation, cellular component: cytoskeleton; plasma membrane. Gene Ontology annotation, biological process: negative regulation of canonical Wnt signaling pathway. Bases 242 to 2635 code for a protein of 797 amino acids.
UUUUGUUUUAUGUUGAUGCCGAAGUAUUCCCGUAAGAAUUUAUAUUAGCAUAUUGCAGAUGAAAUUCACAAAAUAUAUUACUUAUCUAAAAUGUAUGGAAUAUGCAAAAGUAAGCACGACCGAAUGUCGAUUAUAUAUUGGUAUUUUUGGGUGUUGCAGUUUACAAAUUUAUAAAAACAACUAGAGCACAGCUCUAGUCUGGUGCCCACAGAUUUAAUUUCGCCAUAAAAAAUAUGACAAAAUGGAGACGAAUCAAUAUUAUUGCCGAAGUGGAGCGCAGCAGAAUUUGACUUCAUCAACAGUUUCUCAACAGCCCUUGAAUAAAAUGUGCUACGAGGGCAAUGUUGGUCAGGAGUAUGUAGCAUGUAGUUCGACUCAUGUGGAAUCGGGAUUCAACGGAAGGGAGAUACCUUCAAAAAAUGGAAACAGUAAAUCGCAAAUAGGAAAUCGCAGCAUGGGUAGCCCAUAUGCAUUUUCUAACUGCAAUAGCAAUAGCAAUAGCAGUAGUCAGUGUAACAAUAAUUCGAAUAAUGCUGGAAAUUACAUAAAUAUAAUGACUGUGCCAUUGGGCACGUUGCAAUACAAUCGAAAGAAGUCAACAACUCAGGACUAUCAUUCACGCCUCUAUUACAACACCGCAGAUGUUAAGUGUCGUGAAGACUAUUAUGUGGGAAAUAAUAUAAAAUGUAGUAGUGAAACGCCGUCUCAUCAGCCAAUGCCACAGUUAACACAAAAUCAUCAACACGUUCAGCAUCAAUUGCAACACAUCAAUCAAAAUUCUCACAGUCAUCAGUUGCAGAAUAACCAACAGACAACUGCAAGUAGCCCGAGUUCAGGGCUUGAAGCGAUCGAUGAUACAGUUGAUUGUGCUGUAUAUUCAAAUGCCACUGGAAAUGGACGCGUUGUAGCCGCUACUCAAACACAUAUGAAUAAUGCCAACGUGGCAUCAUGUGAGCAAAUGAGUUCGCAAACACCAGUGUCUUUGGUUCCCGUCAAUGUGCCUGUUCCGCCUUUAAUGUAUACCGUGCACCGUGUGGUAACAACAGCUCAAAUUCAGACAGCUGUUGGAAGCACAUUUGCUUCUACUGCGAGCGUGUCUAGCGUUGUUAGUAGUCGAAAUGAGAAUGACUGUAUGGCAUCAGCGCAAAUGACAUCAGCCAUGUCGAUGUCAGCUAACGAUACUUGUCACACUGGUCUACAUAUUUCGGACCUCGGUGGCAAUAUUAUAACUAAUGGCAAUUCGCUUGGACCAUUGACUGGAGUGCGAAGUUCAUCCGGAAUUCUGACAAAUUAUUUACCAGCUCAGCAGAAAUGCACCAACAGUGACGUUCCAAAAAAUCCAACAAUAUCAAAACGAGUGGUUGGAAAUUCUUCUGCCUAUACAAGUGCUGGAAAAUCAAAUGCGGUAGUCAGCCGGACUCUACAAAAUGUCAUUCCGACUUGUGUGUACUUAAUGUCAAGAGUUGCUGUGCACAUGGAGAUUGAGGGCACGGACCAGUGUCCUUCUCAAGUAAUGCUAGCAGCUGCACUAGGAUGCGAAGAAUUGGGAAUUUCUAACAAGUUGCUAGCUCAAAGUAUAUUUGGAUUAUGGAUGACAAGUAGUCUUCUGGAAUUGCAAUUGAAGGCACAUCAUUGUCCUUAUAUUGUUCGAGUAGCCUGGUCUGGUUUACUGGAAAAAUAUAGCAACGGCAAUCCAAUAGAACGAAAAUAUGAUGAACCUAUGAUAGUUCUAAAGCGGAAUGUGUUCUUUUCUAAGCGAGAUGAAGAGAAAAUCAAGGAUCAUCGGAUAGUAGAACUUCUGUAUGAAGAGGCGAAGCAUUGCGUCUUAAACGGAAGAUAUAUUAUGGAGCCGGUGCAUUCGUUAAUGUUGGGUGGUAUUCAAGCAAGAAUUGAACUGGGACCAUACAAUCCCCACACACACACUGUGGGAUUUUUUAGAGAAAACCAGUCAAGAUUUCUACCAAAACAUGUUGCUAAAAGUUCGAAUUGGCUGUGGUUGCCAAUAAGCCAGAAGAAUUCAGCAGAAAUUAAACUUUUGGAGCAAUUCAAGCGAGUGCCACAGACAGCUACGACCAAGAAAUUGAUGCGGAAAUAUUUGGAAUUUUGCUGGGCAUUGCCAUUUUAUGGUGCAGCAUUCUUUCAUGCACAAAUAGAACAGCCAAUGAGAGGAAUUAUGUCAUUAGUUAACCAUAAGGAUAUGGAAGUAUUAAUGGCAGUUAACGAAAGAGGAGUUUUUAUUAUAGACUGUUUUGAAAAUACGCUUUUAUUGGGACUUCGGUAUGAAGAAAUGUCAUGGGACUAUGCUAAGCCAAGUGCCAGUGAGGAUUUGGAAUGCCUUACAUGUAUCUUCUUGCAGUUUGACACUAUUGAGAAUGGAAUGCAGAUAUCUAAGCUUGUGCAAGUCUUUUCAAAACAGGCUGCAAUGAUUGAUGCUCUUAUUUCUCAUUUUACGGGUCAAUUGCGAAAAAAGAAACAGGAUGGAAGUUCUACUGAGCAAUUUCAUGACGAGCCGAACCCUAUUCAAAGCACAGGCAAUGGAAUAUUAUGCAAUAAACUGUCUCGAUUGACUUUAGCCAGCUUUGAUGAAGAAGGCCGCUGUAUUGGGCAAAUGGGAUCAUUAUCUAUAAGCUAUUAACCUUUAAUAUAUUAUUUAUAUAACUUAAUUGAUUAAACU